Trichoderma asperellum CBS 433.97 is the source of this 1101-nucleotide messenger RNA. NCBI's taxonomy places the organism in Eukaryota, Fungi, Ascomycota, Sordariomycetes, Hypocreales, Hypocreaceae. The record is from RefSeq and is a predicted model, not a curated record.
CUCAUUCUCAUGCAAUUUAUCCUGAUUCUUCUCGCUCUUCUUCUUCUCUUUUUCCUUUCUGGUGUCAUGGGUUGGGUCUCCACGUAUCAUUCAUAUCCCCUUUUCGUGGCUGGGUGGUUCGAGUGCUCAAAAUCAUGGUUUUUGCCUCUUUUUUUCGCAGUUCAUUUUUUCAACGUAUUGUUAUUGAUCAUUUUCGAAUUAUGGAUUCUGGAUUGGCCAGUUGGGAACUCCAAGAAUAUCUGGUGUGUGCUUUUUCUUGUGGGUUCCGGACUUUUCCAUUGAAAAAUAAAUAUCGAAGGUUGGAGGGUUCCUCAUGUUGUCGACUGUUGUGGCUAUUACAAUCAUUGUUAGCUGUGCCGUGCGCAGUCGGUGACCAGAUUAUAUGGAAGAUGGGAAGAUGGGAAAGUAUCUUUGAUGGUUGCUUCUUUUUCGUCUUUGCUUUUUUUUUUUAUGGUCUUGGGCGAAGGGGAGAGAAACGCAUCAGUAGCUGGGAGUGGAUCAUGAAAGCGAUUCUGCAGCGGCUUCUCUUUGCUCAUUUUUUUGUUCCUGAUAGUUUGGGAUGUCUUGUUCGGCUACGUGCGUCAGUAUGUGUGCCCGUGUGUUCAUUGUGCUGUUUCCAUGGCAGCGGCGUUUCAAGUGGUGUUUUGGAGGCAUUAUGUAGUAACUUAUUACUUUCCUCAUUAAAUGUGCUGGGAAAAUGGAGUUGAAUUAUGUGGAUUCAUUGGCGUGUCUACUCUUUUUCUUCUCUCCUUAAGCUUCAUUUGCAUAUAUAUUUUUCUUUCAUCAAGCGAGUAACUUGCUUCUGCAUUUAUCAUGACAGGCCAGUGCAUUGGCGAAACCACACACAAAAAAAGGGAAUUGCGUUUGCGAAAAGUUAUGCUUCCUGUAUUGUAGGGACAAAUUCACCUCUUAUAACAAGUUGUAUUCGGCGUAAAAAUUCUUUACUAUCAGAGCUGAGGCUGGACAGUCAUAAUAUCUCUCGUGACAUGGUGUUUUCUGCCCUUGGUGAACUGGAUGAGUGAGGAUCUCUGGCUUGACCUCUCGGCUUAGGCAAAUUCAACCUAUUAUUAUAUAGUUUAUAUUUGUAAAUAAUUUACUAUA